UUUGGGCGUUUUAAAUUUUUACAAAUUAUCUUGCAAGUCAGUGGGACAGAUUCGCCCACUCAAGAAUGUAAACAAAAAAUUACUUUUUCAUCACCAUACUCUUCACCUUUGUUUAUUUAAAUAAUUAAACAAUGAUAGUACUUAGACUGCCAUAAUUCAAUUUUAACGGUCAUGUUUUCAUUACAUCCACAGAAAUAAAAUCAAUGAUUAUGCAAAAAAAUAUCUCUAUAGAGACAUAAGCCAUUGAUUUAAUUACAUUGUCAAACAUGGAACUGCAAUACGUGUAUCAAAAAAAGAGGGCCGAAUUUGGUCGCCAAUGCAUAUUUUCUGAUAAAGGUCCAGAUCUGAUAGACAACUAUGCAGCCAAUAAAGAAUUGGGGCAGAAUUAUAUUUUACAAGAUCCGGUUUCGCAAGGAUCACAGUGUGGCCCUAUACUUGCUGAACACGAACUCAACACAACACGAGCAAACUUUGUGAAUUGUGGUAUAAACCAUAUCGAAGGUGGAUGGCCUAAAGAUGUAAAUAAAGACGACGAAGAACAAACGAAACGGUACCGAAGGAAAAUUGAAAAAGAUGACGCAUACAAUCCGAUUAUCAUGCAAUUGUGCAAAAGUAUGGAAAACUGCGUAUUACAAAAUAAUUCCAUUAACAUUUAUCAACAAUAUUUUUCCGACAUUGAAGCAACUCCAUUAGUGGAAAAAAGUUCGGCACGUACUGUGAACGUAUACCAAGACCAGUGUCAUACAAAACGACCGAUUAAUCGUAUUUCUUGGUCUCCCGAUGGUGGUACCAAACUAGCCGUGACCCACUGUGAUUUAACAUUUCAAAAACCGACAAACAUAGAUGGAUGCCACUCCUAUCUUUGGGAAGUUGAGAACCCAAAUCGGCCUCUACUCAUUUUUACACCCAGGGCCACGCCGAUGGUAUGUCUGGAAUACCAUACGAAAGAUGUCAAUACACUUGUGAGCGGACAUCUAAGUGGUAGAAUUGCGGUGUGGGACGCCCGAAAGGGAUGCGAACCUGUUCAAAGGAGCGUAACGGACAUUAGUCACCGAGAGCCGGUAAACUGUGUUUUAUGGAUAAAUGCAAAGUCUGGGUUGGAGUUCUUUAGUACAUCCACAGAUGGGCAAGUAAAAUGGUGGGAUGCCAGAAAAUUAUCAGAACCCUUGGAAACAUUGGAAUUAAUGUCUCCUAGCGAAACAACACAACGGCCCAUGAGUGCGUGUUCUUUAGAAUAUGAGCCGACUAUUCCGACCAGAUUUAUGGUGGGUACGGAGAAAGGGGUAAUCAUUUCGUGUAAUCGAAAAGGAAAAUCGCCAAGUGAAAAGAUGGCAACUCGGUAUAUGGCGCAUUUGGGUCCGGUUUUAGCCAUACAGCGUAAUGCGGCAUAUGUAAAAAAUUUUCUUACCAUUGGAGAUUGGACGGCGCGAAUAUGGUCGGAGGAUUGCAAAGAAAGUUCAAUUAUAUGGACAUGUUACCAUAGAGAUCAGCUUAUUGACGGAGGUUGGAGCCCUACCAGAGUAUCCGUAUUUUUUACGGCACGAAGCGAUGGUACUCUCGAUGUAUGGGAUAUACUUCAACAACAGAAGCAGGCUUGCCUUGGCAUUAAAGUAAGCGAUGAGUCGCUUAGUUGCUUACGUGUUCAUGAUCAGGGGCGAUUAGUUGCCGUUGGCAAUGUGAAAGGUACCACAAAUUUAGUCCAAUUAAGUGAAAAUCUUUCAACCAGUAGUAAAGUAGACAGAACAUUACUAACGGCGAUGUUUGAAAGGGAAAAUAAACGUGAAAAAAUUUUAGAAGCGCGUAAUAGAGAAAUAAGAUUAAAAAUGAAAACUAAAAGCACUCAAGUUAUUGGGGUGGAGAGUGUCUGCCAUUUGGAUAAUUUGCAACCUUUUGCGGUCAAUAUUGCAAAAGACCCCGGUGUCAGAACAACUGAAGAUGAAUUCUUUAACACAAUUGCUAAAGGUGAAGAUAAGGGUAUGAUAUUAAUACAUUAUGUUAGUUUAUUUCUCUCCACAUUGUCGAUUUUUUAGAAUCAAUCAAGGAAUAGGAACAUUUAUAGAAACUAAACAUUAUUUAUAAUACAAUGGAAUUGUAA
Molecule: messenger RNA, 2095 nt
Organism: Photinus pyralis (common eastern firefly)
Lineage: Eukaryota; Metazoa; Arthropoda; Insecta; Coleoptera; Lampyridae
Product: dynein intermediate chain 3, ciliary-like
Exons: 7
Coding region: 267-2030 (587 amino acids)
Biological process (GO): cilium movement; outer dynein arm assembly
Cellular component (GO): outer dynein arm
Molecular function (GO): dynein heavy chain binding; dynein light chain binding
Source: RefSeq, a predicted model, not a curated record